CAACUAGGAGAUCAUUUUUCUUUUUCUUUUUUUUUUUGCUUAUUUUGGGAACGUUCUUCUUCUUCUUCUUGGAAGGCCAUGGCGAUGGCCAGAGGAAAGAUCUUCGUUUCCAUGCUCUUUGUUUUGCUGGUUGUGCAUGCUGACACUACCAACAAAGAAGAAGAGGCUGACCGAAUAUUGGCACUCCCCGGCCAGCCAAAGGUGCCCUUUCAGCAGUUUUCCGGCUAUGUCACCGUCAAUGAGGUCGCCGGCAGAGCCCUAUUUUACUGGCUCACCGAGGCUGUUCAUGAUCCCUUGUCAAAACCUUUAGUUGUUUGGCUCAAUGGCGGUCCGGGAUGCUCCUCCGUGGCAUACGGUGCCUCCGAAGAGAUAGGCCCUUUCAGGAUCAACAAGACAGCCUCCGGACUAUACCUUAACAAGUUCUCAUGGAACACCGUCGCCAACCUCUUGUUCCUGGAAACUCCGGCCGGCGUUGGCUUCUCUUAUACCAACCGCUCCUCCGAUCUUCUCGACACCGGCGACCGCCGCACCGCUGAGGACUCGCUGAAAUUUCUGAUCCAGUGGAUGAACCGAUUCCCGCGUUACAAAAGCCGAGAAGUCUAUCUGACCGGCGAAAGCUACGCCGGCCACUAUGUCCCUCAGCUGGCCAGAGCCAUUGUCACUUACAAUGCCAAAUCCAAGCACCCAAUAAAUCUCAAAGGCUUUAUGGUUGGUAAUGCAGUGACAGAUAACUACUAUGACAACCUCGGAACAGUCACGUACUGGUGGAGCCAUGCCAUGAUCUCCGACAGAACCUACCGGCAGCUCAUCAACACUUGUGAUUUCAGCCAGCAGAAGGAAUCCGACCAGUGCGAGUCCUUGUACAGCUAUGCGAUGGACCAGGAAUUCGGAAACAUCGACCAGUACAACAUCUACUCGCCCCCCUGCAACGUCAACUCUGACGGCACCACUGCUCCGGCCACCCGCCGUGCCAUUCGUCUGCCUCAUCGACGCCACCCGAUAUUCAGGCAGAUAUCUGGGUACGAUCCUUGUACUGAAAAGUAUGCUGAGAUUUACUACAACCGGCAGGACGUCCAGAAGGCUCUCCAUGCCAAUAUAACAAAAAUUCCUUAUAAAUGGACUGCCUGCAGCGAAGAAUUGAACCGAGACUGGAACGACACAGAUGCGUCGAUUCUCCCCAUAUACCGGGAACUGAUCUCUGCUGGCUUGAGAAUUUGGGUUUUCAGCGGCGACGUGGAUUCGGUGGUACCAGUUACAGCCACUAGGUAUUCCUUGGCCCAGCUCAAGCUGUCCACCAAGAUUCCAUGGUACCCUUGGUAUGUUAAGAAACAGGUGGGGGGAUGGACAGAAGUAUACGAAGGCUUGACAUUUGCAACAGUGAGAGGAGCAGGCCAUGAAGUUCCACUUUUCAAGCCAAGGGCAGCCCUUCAGCUAUUCAAAUCAUUUUUGAGAGGAGACCCUCUUCCAAAGUCCUGAAAAUUCUCUCUCUCCAUUGGAUCAAUUACUACAGUACUAGGUCUUCAAGACUAAGUCUCACGCAUGCCCGCUAGCUAGUAAUUAGGUGAUUAAUUACAGAAUAGUCAUUUCAAUUACUACGACGAAAGAAGAUUAUUUAAGGUUUAGGUGGUGGUGGUGGGGAGGAAGAAGGCUUAAAUUAAAUCAAAUCAAAUGUUCAGGGUGGGUUCAGCACAAAUAAUUAAUGAAGGGGGAAAGCGCAAGUGAUGGUUUAUGUCAUUACUAAGUGGUGUUGUUUUGUUCAGCCUCAUCUUCACCCACUAAUUCAUGCCUUUUCUCCUCUCAAGCAUAUGCUAUAUAAUCUCAU
Messenger RNA from Diospyros lotus (date-plum), 1822 nucleotides. Its product is annotated as serine carboxypeptidase-like 25. Gene Ontology annotation, cellular component: vacuole. The record is from RefSeq and is a predicted model, not a curated record. The coding region runs from base 79 to 1476 and encodes 465 amino acids. The transcript has 8 exons. Gene Ontology annotation, biological process: proteolysis. Lineage: Eukaryota; Viridiplantae; Streptophyta; Magnoliopsida; Ericales; Ebenaceae. Gene Ontology annotation, molecular function: serine-type carboxypeptidase activity.